GUUGUGUGGUUGGCAGCAUCGGCGUUCAAACAACUGCGGGGACUGCAAAGAAAGACUUAUUAUGUGACAACACGGGAAAACAACCAAUAACGAUAAUACUCACCUUCACUUUUUGAGAACAUCGGUUUCUUUUGGGCAAGCAAAGGUAUCUUGCAGAUGAACAUCUUUGUCAACGCAAAGACUGUGAGAACGUAGCUCAGGACCAUCUAUUGAAUCAGCAGCGGUUCCCGUGUACAUCAUUGUAGCCUACAGGGUUUCACAGCUGAUUUUGCAAGCAGUUGUAGGUAGCAUUGCUCAGCGUCUGGAUUCAACGUGCUGGUCCUGAAUUCAUUCCUCACAUCAUGACUGUCUUCUCCCAGUUCAAGGAUGACGUGAAGACCUCGCCCGGAGUGUGAACGCCUGGUCGAGUGAUAUUCCCUGCUCAUUCCUCCCCGAUCGCUCCUCCCCCUCCUCCCUCCUCCCUCCUCCUCUGGCGUCUGGUCCCCCCGGGAGCCCCGCGGGGAUGAGGUUACGCUCGGAAGAAACGCCGACUUCCCGCGGCCGCCGGCAGACCGCGUCGCCGUGGUUGCUGACCUGCUUCCUGCUGACCCUGAGCUCCUUCCUCCCGCCGACGGCCGCCUCGCCGCCGCUCAACAGCUUCCUGUCGGAGCGGAGGGACUGGUCGCUGAACCACCUGACCGUGCACCACAGCACGGGGGCUCUGUACGUGGGCGCCGUCAACCGCAUCUACAAACUCUCCGCCAACCUCACCCUCCUGGUGUCCCACGACACGGGCCCCGAGUACGACAACAAGGCCUGCUACCCCCCUCUCAUCGUCCAACCCUGCUCCGAGCCCCUGGCCUCCACGGACAACAUCAACAAGCUGCUGCUCAUCGACUACUCCCAGAACCGGCUGCUGGCCUGCGGGAGUCUGUACCAGGGCGUGUGCAAGCUGCUGAGGCUCGACGACCUGUUCAUCCUGGUGGAGCCCACGCACAAGAAGGAGCACUACCUCUCCAGCGACACCCAGACGGGCACCAUGUACGGGGUGAUCGUGCCCUCCUCCCAGGGCCAGGACGGCACCCUGUUCAUCGGGACGGCCGUGGGGGGCAAGCAGGACUACUUCCCCACCAUCUCCAGCCGCAAGCUCCCUCGUGACCCCGAGUCGUCGGCCAUGCUGGACUACGAGCUGCACACGGACUUUGUGUCGUCGCUCGUCAAGAUCCCGUCCGACACGCUGGCGCUCGUGCCGCGCUUCGACAUCUACUACGUCUACGGCUUCUCCAGCGGGGCUUUCGUCUACUUCCUCACCGUGCAGCCCGAGACGCCGGGCGACGGCGCCGCCGCCGGGUCGGCGUCCCCGGGCGACCUGUUCUUCACCUCGCGCAUCGUGCGCCUCUGCAAGGGCGACCGGAAGUUCCACUCGUACGUGUCGCUUCCUGUGGGCUGCGUGCACCGGGGGGAGGAGUACCGCCUGCUGCAGGCUGCUCACCUCUCCAAGGCCGGACGCGUCCUCGCCCGGUCCCUCAACGUCAGCGCCCACGACGACGUCCUGUUUGCCGUCUUCUCCAAGGGGCAGAAACAGUACCACGACCCGCCGGACGACUCCGCCCUCUGUGUGUUCACCAUCCGUGACAUCAACGCACGCAUCAAGGAGCGCCUGCAGUCCUGUUACCAUGGCGAGGGUAACCUGGAGCUGCACUGGCUGCUGGGUAAAGACGUGCAGUGCACCAAGGCGCCUGUCCCCAUCGAUGACCACUUCUGUGGGCUGGACAUCAACCAGCCGCUGGGCGGCUCCCAGCUGGUGUCCGGCCUGACCGUGUUCACGGAGACCAGGGACAGACUGACCUCGGUCUCCUCUUACACCUACAAUGGAUACAGCGUGGCCUUCCUGGGCACUCGCAGUGGCCAACUGAAGAAGGUCAGUGUGGAUGUGAGGGUGGACGGCCCAGGGGGUCUGCAGUAUGAGACGGUGAGCGUCAUGGCGGACGGCCGCCCCGUGCUGCGCGACAUGGCUUUCUCGCUCGACCGCGCCUCGCUCUACGUCAUGUCCGACCGCCAGGUGUGUUACAUCUGUGUUACAUCUGUGUUCCAGGUGUGUUACAUCUGUGUUACAUCUGUGUUCCAGGUGUGUUACAGCUUUGUUGUUGAUGUCCUGCAGGUGGUGCAGGUGCCGGUGGAAGCGUGUGAGCAGUACGGGUCGUGUGGAGAGUGCCUCAGCUCUGGAGACCCCCACUACAUGGCGUUCCGCUCGACCCCCACCAGCCCGGACAGCCCCCAUUCCCGCGUGCCCAUGCUGACCCCUGACCUGGAGAGCGGGGUGAAGGUGUGGCACCUUGUGAAGAACCACGACCACGGAGACCAGAGGGAGGGCGAGAGAGGCAGCAAGAUGGUCUCGGAGAUCUACCUCACCAGACUGCUGGCCACAAAGGGCACGCUGCAGAAGUUUGUGGACGACCUGUUCGAGACGCUGUUCAGCACCGUGUGCCGAGGCACCGCCCUGCCGCUCGCCAUCAAGUACAUGUUCGACUUCCUGGACGAGCAGGCGGACAAACACGGCAUCCACGACACCGACGUCCGACACACGUGGAAGAGCAACUGCCUCCCCCUGAGGUUCUGGGUGAACGUGAUCAAGAACCCCCAGUUUGUGUUCGACAUCCACAAGAGCAGCAUCACGGACGCCUGCCUGUCGGUGGUGGCCCAGACCUUCAUGGACUCCUGCUCCACCUCGGAGCACCGCCUAGGGAAGGACUCCCCCUCCACCAAGCUGCUCUACGCCAAGGACAUCCCCAACUACAAGAGCUGGGUGGAGAGGUACUAUGCUGACAUCCAGCGUCUGCCAGCCAUCAGUGACCAGGACAUGAGUGCCUACUUGGCUGAGCAGGCCCGCCUCCACUCGAACGAGUUCAACGUGCUCAGCGCCCUCCACGAGAUCUACGCCUACGUCAGCAAGUACAGCCAAGAGAUCACUGAGGCUCUGAAGCAGGAUGAACAGGCCCAGAAACAGAGACUGGCCUGCAAGAUGGAGCAGAUCAUCUCAGCCAUGCCCGUGGACAGCUGAGACACACACACACACACAGAGAUUCAGACUCUGUAGACUGCUGCCAUCUAUCAGAACCAACAGACACAGUCCCACUUCUGAAAGUUUUUUUUAUUUUUAUUUUAUAAGAAUCGUUUCAAGGACACGACUUGACAACUCCUAUAGGACAACGAGUAGCAUAGCCCCUCCCAACCCGGGGGAGCUAAGCUCCUCCCAUGGGCGAGAGGCGUGUCUAGUAACUGGCAUCAUCGUGUUAAUUGUGUGCCAUUGGCUAGAGCUCUGGAAGGAUCCGGACCUGCAACAGAGGAAGUGGACCUAUUGAACAGAACAUAAACUACAGAGAGAAGUGAAGAAACAACCUGUGGAACU
Messenger RNA from Hypomesus transpacificus, 3388 nucleotides. Its product is annotated as plexin-A2-like. NCBI's taxonomy places the organism in Eukaryota, Metazoa, Chordata, Actinopteri, Osmeriformes, Osmeridae. The record is from RefSeq and is a predicted model, not a curated record. Gene Ontology annotation, cellular component: semaphorin receptor complex. Bases 503 to 3040 code for a protein of 845 amino acids. The transcript has 12 exons. Gene Ontology annotation, biological process: regulation of GTPase activity; regulation of cell migration; semaphorin-plexin signaling pathway involved in axon guidance. Gene Ontology annotation, molecular function: protein binding; semaphorin receptor activity.